Bacidia gigantensis is the source of this 1209-nucleotide messenger RNA. RefSeq lists its product as uncharacterized. Gene Ontology annotation, cellular component: cytoplasm; nucleus; transcription factor TFIIK complex. Gene Ontology annotation, biological process: positive regulation of transcription by RNA polymerase II; protein phosphorylation. The record is from RefSeq and is a predicted model, not a curated record. Gene Ontology annotation, molecular function: cyclin-dependent protein serine/threonine kinase activity; ATP binding; RNA polymerase II CTD heptapeptide repeat kinase activity. The coding region runs from base 1 to 1209 and encodes 402 amino acids. NCBI's taxonomy places the organism in Eukaryota, Fungi, Ascomycota, Lecanoromycetes, Lecanorales, Ramalinaceae. The transcript has a single exon.
AUGACUGUCUCGCCUGUUGUAGUCCAUGAGAGCCAGUCACCUGCUUCCAGCAUUAGAUUGCAGGCUACCAGGCUGACGUCUUUAUCGCUUCGUCCUAACACUUUGCAAGAGGCAGGGGGAGAGCGGCCUGAAACCGGAGGAGGUCAGGACGUCGCUGAGCGUCUCAACCGAGUCACGAGGGAGAAGUUUGUCAAAGACAGAAAACUAGGUGAAGGCACGUACGCUAUUGUCUAUCUUGGUCAUGUGCGUGCCGAGCCAUCAGUACUAGUCGCAAUCAAAAAGAUCAAGGUGAACCCUGAAUACCACGAUGGAUUGUCGAUGGAUGCGAUUAGGGAGGUCAAGUAUCUUCAAGAGCUUUCCCACCCGAAUAUUAUUGCUUUACGUGCCGUUUUCUCUUCUAAGAAUCAGAAUUUGAAUCUUGUAUUGGAAUUCCUACCUUUGGGCGAUCUGGAGAUGCUGAUACGUGAUACAAAUGGUGUUCAAUACGGUACUGCAGAGGUCAAAGCCUGGAUGGGCAUGCUGGCCCGAGGAGUCUGGUUCUGUCAUGAAAAUUUUGUGCUGCACCGAGACAUCAAACCCAACAACUUAUUGAUCGCUGCAGACGGGGAGGUGAAAUUGGCGGAUUUUGGGCUUGCAAGAAGUUUCUCUGAUCCCUAUCGACCCAUGACUUGCCAGGUCAUCACAAGGUGGUAUAGGCCUCCAGAGCUACUUAUGGGAGCUAAGUUCUACUCUGGUGCUGUAGAUGUAUGGUCUAUGGGAAUGGUAUUUGCGGAGCUAGUCCUGCGCUCGCCAUUCGUCCCAGGGGCUACAGACUUCAAUCAGCUCGAGCUGAUCAACGAGCACGUUGGUACUCCUUCUGAAGAAAGUUGGCCGGGGGUUAGCAAGUUAGCCGGCUUUGUCAGCCUCGAGAAAAGUGUCUCUGGAAUACGUGACAAAAACUACUUCUUGUCACGAUUCGGCACGGUAGGACCGAUAGGUGUGGACUUGCUCAUGUCCACGCUGGUUUUAGAUCCUCGGAAGAGGUGUACUGCUCGGCAGGUCCUGGAGCAUAGGUGGUGGACAACUGACCCGCAUCCCACGGCCAAAGAAGACUUGCCCAGAAAAGGUGGUGGGCCUGAAAGAAUGGGAGAGGACCUCCAAAGACGGGGCGGCGAAGUGGAAGAGAGCCGCGGCGACAACGUUGCUAGGAGGCUGAAUUUUGGGUCUUAA